This is a messenger RNA of Pocillopora meandrina, 3669 nucleotides long. The record is from the annotation of a GenBank genome assembly. Lineage: Eukaryota; Metazoa; Cnidaria; Anthozoa; Scleractinia; Pocilloporidae.
CAAAUGCACGAUUUGUGGCAGAAAGUUGUCGAGGAAACAAAGACUCGAAACUCACUUGAGUUGUGUUCAUGGCAAAGGUGAGAAAUAACACAAGCCAAUCACAAUUUUGAAUGCGAUUACAAAUCGUCUUUUACCCUCAUAUUUAUAAAAGAAGGAUACCACAUUAGGAAGUAUAAGAGAUACAUAGAUGAUCCCAGUGCGUCUUACAAAGGAGAAACAUUUGUACAAGAGACAGAUGUAACUAUAUGCGAUUACAGAGGUGCGUUGGAACUCUGGUCCACAAAUAGUUGUGCACUGUCCAAAGUAUAAAACAAUUUUGUUGAUAGCUGACAGACAGAGAAGAACAACAAGUAAACUUUAGAGCUGUUAUCAUUGAAGUGUGACUUGCACUUUUCAUUUGUAUAUAAAGAAGGACUUGUAUUUUGCACCAAAAAUAAAAAGAUGUAAUAUUUUUUGGGAGAUCCAGUGAUGGUGACAUAUAAGACAUUAAGUUAUGAAAGGAAACUUGGUUUGUACUUCUCGCUACUAACAAGUCUUGUUUUAAAAAUGUUUUCAGAUCAGAGUUUCAAAUAAAGUAAACUGAAUACGUCAUUUAAAAGGUGUUUUUUCUCAAAGGGAACAUUGACUACCUCUGUCUUGUCUGCAUGCCAAAUGUUUGCAAAGUGUGUGGAUGAUCCACAAGUAUUGGAACUCUUACAAAAAUGUUUUGUAAGAAUAAAAGCAGCAAAACAGAUUACAGCAAUCAGUCACAAAAACAGAGCAAAAAAACUGAAAAAAAAACAGCAACAACAAUCAUGAAGAAAGAAAAAAAUAAUGUCAACAAAAAAUAAAAAUGUCAACAAAAAGUCUCUGACAGUGUUUGAGGCAACUGAGCUUGACUGUUCCAAGGUUUUUUAACAAAGGCAACCAGUAAUGUAGGUUAGGGAAGUAACUUAAGUUCAUAACUAACAAAGUUCUUUAAGUAUAGAUAACAAUGUAAUUAUUGUUAAUUAUUGUGGAAGUUGUGUACCAAGAAACAGCUAAUGAAUGUUUGAUGAUUUUGGCACACCAGUGAACAUGAGACAUUUUGCAUCACAAUAAAGAUAUUUUAUGAUCAUGGAAUCCAAGAAUCCUUUGAGGUUAGAGAGCAAAUCUGUGAUAUGAGUACAUUGGGUUAAUUGACAAUUCCAUGUAACAUAAUUGACUACUGGUUCAUGAGAAAAUCCAUAUUAAUGUAGAGAUUUACUAAAACUUAGUUUGAAUAAUAAAUUUCAUGAUCUUUAAGUUAUAAACAUAUACAUGUAUGUAUAUCUCUUGGUAAAUUUUGUAUAGCAUACCUUUUAUUGAGCCAAAGUUUUAAGCAUCUGAAAUUACUCUUUUUGUUAAAACCUUCACAUUCAAGGUAUUGAAAAUUUCUUAGAUUUAUGUGGACCUCAGGGUAUUUAAAUUGCCUCAAAUUCAAUUCCCAGAAAUUCCCAAGAAUUCCACCCUUCUUAAAUUAUAGGUAGUUUGUAUAGCUGAGAAUUCCUAGGAAUUCCAAGUCUUCACAAAACUGGAGUCUUCCUUUCCCAGAAAUUCCCAAUAAUUCCAAGCUUUUUAAAUCAGAGCUUGUUUGCAUAGUUGGGAAUUCUUGAGAAUUCCUAGGAAUUCCUAGGAAUUCCCAGAAAACUGGGAAUUCAGUUUGCAAGGGUUAUUUACAUAAUUGGGAAUUUUUGAGAAUUCCUUGGAAUUCCCAGAAAACCAGGAAUUCAGUUCGCAAGGGUGUACAAAUGAUAAAUAAAUUUAUUUAAUUGAUUGUCUCACAACUUUAGGUCACUAGCAAUAAUGAAGGGAAAGCUAUCAUAGAAGGCAUGCAAUAUUUCAACUACUUUGAUUCACAUCUUUGUCAAGAAAUGAGUUGGAUGGUUGCCCAUUGCAAUCUACAGUCCAAUUUGUAUUAAGUGGUCACACAUGGGGAAUGGUGGGGUGACUGUUCAAUAAAGGUGACCAGCAAAUGACUCACAUGAUGUUCGCACAUAAUAUUUUCCUAACAAUCCAAAGAAGAAAGAUAAUUUUUAAUACCCUUUGGACAUUUUAACUUAAGGUGCUAACAUUGAUUUUGGAAGAUAAACACAGAAUGAAUGAAAUGACUUGAAAGAUUACUCUGAGUUUCAUUUGUGUGGCUCUGCUUUAAGUGACUGUUCAAACAGGCUGUUGGGCCUGUCUGUAUUUCAGGCUUGAGGUGAAAAUUACAGCAAUUCAUCAUAAUGCUGGAUUUUACAUCUUUCUUUUCUUUUUUCAGCCUUGAUGGCUGCAGCAUAGUUUUGGACAUAAAAUUCCCCUUUCUCAAAAUUCAAGCUUUUUCUUAUCCUUGAGGUAAUACUGUGUACAUUAAUCCUGGACUACACAUAGGUAAUUGCCCUACUAUCUGCUAUACAUAAUAUAUAUAAAAUAUAAACUAGUUCUUACCGCAAUUGUGAUAACUCACAAAAUAUCCUCAGGUACUAGAUCAGCCUUUUUCAAUAUUUGAUCCAGGGAGCCACUAUCCUGAAUACGAAAUCAAUAAGAUAAUUAUUUCACCUCAUUAACACUUUCACUUCCAAGAGAAAAAUAUUGGCAACAAACUCAGUGGGUCUGCCACCAGGCAAAAGUUGCGCUACGUUCUUCUGAAGUCUCCACGUGAUCUUGUUUAUACAGCACCAGGAUUGUUUAAAGAAUCAAGAGACUUUGACAUCAGCCUCCUUUCUCUACUAUUAAAAACUCUUUGUCCGACGCAACUACCUCCUCUGUGCAGCGGAUGGGAUUGUCCCCCAAGUACAGGUGAUUUUAGCUCGACUGCAGACAUCGUCAGAAUUAAGUUUUACUGCAAUGAUAAUAUUCAUAGGUUUCACAGCGGAGAGUCAAGUGAUGCAGAAUUUUGUUCACCCUGGGAUGAAAUCAAAAUAGUCCUUUUACGUAUAGCUUCCCAUAUCAGCGAAGAAACAAAACUUGAAUGGGAAGAAGCAAUCAACAGGCUGCGGCAUGAUCCCUUAACCCCAGAGGCUGCAAGAAAUGCCGAGGAACUACAGGAAAUGUAUCAGAAAGACAUGAUCACAAAUGAAAGUCUUGCAUCAGGGUUCGCUCGAGUGGAGGGGCAAAUUCAAGACCUGGGGAAUCAAAAUGAACAGCUUCGCGAAUUGGUGACAAACAGGCUGGCUCUUCAUCGGCAGAAGGAGGAGGUCGGUUUAAGGAAGAGACAGGCUUACUUUAAGAAAUUCAGUGAAUAUUGAAUUAUAUAGCCUACUUCGCCAUUAUAAGAGUAAGUUUCUGAAGAAAAAACUGUGCUGCUGUGUCGGUGGAAGAGUAAAGCAGGGUAAUUUAGUUUUAUCAACUGAGUUGAUAACGUAAAUUGGCCACCGUAAAGAGUUUCAAAGCUGACGUUUGGAGCGUUAGCCCUUUCGUCAGAGAGAAUGACGAAGUUGAAGCGAUUACCAUGAUAUUCUGACCAAAGUAAUUCUUCUUAUCACAGCUCCUCUUCGUAUUAUCAUCGAUGUCAGAUCCACGACAAGCCGCAGUUCUCGAGAGGAAGCUCCAACGACGACGAAAUCCUUUCAUCCGCAGCCAACUGCUACAGCCGACGAACCUCCGGCGACUUUGACAAUCACAGCUAAUCAGCCCAUACAAAGAAUAGUCUAGGAAAUACGUCGACAUUACGAUCUAUCAACAGCUGAG